Molecule: messenger RNA, 612 nt
Organism: Triticum turgidum subsp. durum (durum wheat)
Lineage: Eukaryota; Viridiplantae; Streptophyta; Magnoliopsida; Poales; Poaceae
Source: the annotation of a GenBank genome assembly
AUGAGGCCCGGAGCUGAGUUUGUCACCAUGAGCCACCGCGCGGGGGCGCCGACGGUGGCGCCGGCGCACGGGCUGAUCAACGGGACGACGCCGCACUCGCCGUGGCAGUCACCUGUGCCGUACCUCUUCGGCGGGCUGGCCGCGAUGCUGGGGCUCAUCGCCUUUGCGCUGCUCAUCCUGGCGUGCUCCUACUGGAAGCUCUCCGGGUACCUCGACGGCGACCGGGAAGGCCAGGCGGCUGAGGGCGACGGGGAGAAGGCCGCGGCGUCGGGCGCAUCCAAGCCGGCCUUGGAUUUCCAGGAGCACGUCGUGGUCAUCAUGGCCGGCGACGAGCGGCCCACGUUCCUCGCCAAGCCGGCCACCAGCCGGGCAAACGAGGUUGAGCUCGCGGCCGCGGCCGCGGCGGCCGUAGCGAGCGCGAGCGCCGUCGAUGUACCGGAGAAGAAGGUGGACGAACUGGGCUGCGAGGUGAACUCGCAGCUCGGAGGCGACCCCGCCGACGCGGCGAGCGGGAGCAGCGGCCACCAAGACGCGGCGAGCCAGAGCCGUGAUCACCACCACCAUGACCAUGAGAGCAGCAGCACGACGGCGCUCCAAGAAAGCUUGCAAUAA